AUGUCUGCGCCUAGCUCAACUACUCCACCUUCCCCAACCGUGUCAAAUGAUGCACAGCCGAAGAAAUCAAGAUAUCCUUAUAUCGGUAAAGAGAUCCCAAUUGAUCCCCAAGUGAUAAACCAAUUAGAAGAACAAGCCACGAUAGUGGCUGAAAAUCUAGACACAAUGAUGAAGAAUGUACAAGAGAGAAUGUAUGAGGCAUGUAAUGCAACCCAACUCUCCUUCACUGUGUACGAACAGUCAGUCGAUGACUACGAAUCGGCGAUCAACGAGGCCGCCAAAAACACGAGAAAAUUGAUUGAGUUGUGUGAUGCAUUGAACCAAGAAUUCAACGGGGUUUCCGCUUUGGCGAGUAAAAUGUGA
Molecule: messenger RNA, 363 nt
Organism: Paraglomus occultum
Lineage: Eukaryota; Fungi; Glomeromycota; Glomeromycetes; Paraglomerales; Paraglomeraceae
Source: the annotation of a GenBank genome assembly